This is a messenger RNA of Lactuca saligna, 620 nucleotides long. Lineage: Eukaryota; Viridiplantae; Streptophyta; Magnoliopsida; Asterales; Asteraceae. The record is from the annotation of a GenBank genome assembly.
AUGUUGAUUCAAAAUUUGAAUCUUGAUCUUAAAAUUUUCAAAAUCUCACACUCUCUCUCUCAAGAAUUUCCAUCGAUCACAUGUUUCAUCUCCCACUUGGUCCACCUGUGUCGCCUUCUCCGCCACAUACAACGAAUUCGUCAUCCACCGCUUGAUCCACCGGUGUCGCCUUCUUCGCUUCCACUAUCUGCAUCUCACCACCGCCUUCAUUUGGCACCACCAUCCACCAGAAAACUGGAAAGAUACAUAGGAAAGACACAAACCGCCAUCACCACCGCUGGGAUUUUGUCAUUUGUUAUGAUUGAAAUCGAACAUAGGAUUGUUGUUUCUAACAUUCAAAUCGAACAGCUCCUAAUAAAUGCCUAUGAAGUUUGUCUUACGAAAGAUUUACUAAGAGAGCAAGAUUUUGUCUUUGGAAGGAUGCGAAAUGCAAAACCAGCCCUUGCUAUAGAAUAGCUAUCAUAGGUUUUAAUAUAAACUGUAAUAGUAUUAUUAUAAAGCUGCCAAUUUGUUUGCUCAAGGAGAUAAAGGCAUAAAGUUGUAAAAUAAUAUUGUUCAAAGAUAUAAAAUAUGCGAAGACUAUUCGUAUACAGGUCUAUCUUAUCCUAUAGCUUUUAUUA